Molecule: messenger RNA, 726 nt
Organism: Nicrophorus vespilloides
Lineage: Eukaryota; Metazoa; Arthropoda; Insecta; Coleoptera; Silphidae
Gene: RpL19
Product: 60S ribosomal protein L19
Exons: 3
Coding region: 71-676 (201 amino acids)
Biological process (GO): translation
Cellular component (GO): ribosome; cytosolic large ribosomal subunit
Molecular function (GO): structural constituent of ribosome; RNA binding
Source: RefSeq, a predicted model, not a curated record
UUUACCUCAGACUUGUCGCCAUUUUAUACAGCCUCUACAUUUUCAACACGUUGAGUGCACGCCGCUCAACAUGAGUUCUUUGAAAUUACAGAAGAGGCUCGCAGCCUCCGUUAUGCGAUGCGGCAAAAAGAAGGUUUGGCUUGACCCUAAUGAAAUUACCGAAAUUUCAAACACUAACUCAAGACAAAACAUCAGGAAGUUGAUCAAAGAUGGUCUUAUCAUUAAGAAGCCAGUAGCUGUCCACUCCCGUGCCCGCGCACGUUUGAACAACUUGGCCCGCCGCAAGGGUAGGCAUUGUGGUUAUGGUAAGAGGAAAGGUACAGCGAAUGCCCGUAUGCCCCAGAAGGAAUUGUGGGUGCAACGUAUGAGAGUACUGAGGCGUUUGCUUAAGAAAUACCGCGUCGCCAAGAAAAUCGACAGGCACAUGUACCAUGCUUUGUACAUGAAGGCGAAGGGUAAUGUGUUCAAGAACAAGAGGGUCUUAAUGGAAUACAUUCACAAGAAGAAGGCUGAGAAGGCAAGAAGCAAGAUGUUGAAGGAUCAAGCUGACGCCAGGAGGCAGAAGGUUAAGGAAGCUAAAGAGCGUCGCGAGGAACGUAUUGCCGCCAAGAGGCAAGAAGUUCUUCUUAACUACCAACGCGAGGACGAAGCUGCUGCCGCUGCUAGGAAAAACUAAAUGUUAAAAUUUUAUAAAACAAUUUCAUAUUAAAGUAAUGUGAAUGAAAA